AUGUCCUUGAACGUUGUACGGAACCCACAGGAUGUGCUGGAGCCACCUCGAAUUUACUUUCUAGAGGAGGCAGGAAAGAAGGUUAAAGCAGGGACAUGCCAAAUGUCCUUACGCAAAGAAUUCCACGGGACGUGGCGUGGACGAUUCAUCAUUACGGAGCAACUUGGCUCACACCUCCACCUCUACCAUACAUCCGUCGGAAUCUCUACCCUUAUCAUCACCAAUGUCCCAAUGCACCUGAUUGACAGCCUACCCGCCCCAGCACUUGCUGCGCUUGCCCUCAUAGGAGGUUUGUGGGCCACUUCCCAAGCCUACAGCAUUGCAACCUCUUUCUACAUCUAUUUCCUGCGUCAGAGCUCUCUGGGAAAAUACAGUAAGACUCCCAAUGGCAAAGCUGCCUGGGCUUUAGUCACCGGAGCAACAGACGGCAUCGGUAGAGGAUUUGCUGAGGAGCUCUGCCAACGAGGUUUCAAUGUCGUUCUACAUGCCCGCAAUCAAGAGAAAUUGGAGACUGAACGCGAAAAACUCCUGAAGCGUUGGCCUCAGCGUGAGGUGAAGCUCCUGAAGAUCGACGCUGCGAGCGAAUCCUCACAUCCGGCCACGUUUGAGGGAGCAGCGGCGCGAUUGAAAGAGGUCGAUCUGAAAGUUCUGGUGAACAAUGUCGGCGGCUCCGGCGGCAUGGCCUCGUUUCAGCCUCUUCAUGAGCGUGCUCCUGGAGAUAUAGCGAGGUUCAUCAACACGAAUGCCACUUUCGCUACAGAACUUACGAGAGCACUUCUGCCGCAGCUUCAGAAGAGCACUCCGGCACUCAUCCUCAACAUCGGUAGUGCAGUCAGUGACUUCGGCCUUCCCUAUUUGAGCGUCUACUCAGGAACCAAAGCAUAUGUCAAGGGCUGGUCGUCGAGCUUGAACGCAGAGAUGAAAGCUGAUGGCCAUGACAUCGAGAUAAUGUGUCUUCUCGUCGCUGCAGUCGGAACGGAUUAUGCGCCCAGACCGGAGACACUGUUCGAACCGAAUGCGAGAAAUCUGGCCAAGAGCGCUCUGAACAUUGUCGGCUGCGGUAGAAGCGUGAUAUUUCCCUACUGGCCGCAUGCCCUGGAGGCCAGUUUCUUCCACGCUCUGCCACGUACCAUCGCUGAGGCAGCCGUCAUCGACCGUGGUAAGCAAGAACGACUGCUUGAUAUGGAGCGCAUGAAGAAGCGAUGACCAGCUUUGUGGAGGACAACCACAGAAUCUUAGCCAACUCAUAACCACAUUAUGCUAUCUAGAAUGUGGUCCG
Pseudocercospora fijiensis CIRAD86 is the source of this 1279-nucleotide messenger RNA. RefSeq lists its product as uncharacterized. Lineage: Eukaryota; Fungi; Ascomycota; Dothideomycetes; Mycosphaerellales; Mycosphaerellaceae. Gene Ontology annotation, cellular component: endoplasmic reticulum. The record is from RefSeq and is a predicted model, not a curated record. The coding region runs from base 1 to 1206 and encodes 401 amino acids. The transcript is spliced from 4 exons. Gene Ontology annotation, molecular function: oxidoreductase activity.